Ziziphus jujuba (common jujube) is the source of this 3598-nucleotide messenger RNA. Its product is annotated as receptor protein kinase TMK1. Lineage: Eukaryota; Viridiplantae; Streptophyta; Magnoliopsida; Rosales; Rhamnaceae. The coding region runs from base 426 to 3296 and encodes 956 amino acids. The record is from RefSeq and is a predicted model, not a curated record. Gene Ontology annotation, biological process: protein phosphorylation. Gene Ontology annotation, molecular function: protein binding; protein kinase activity; ATP binding. The transcript has 2 exons.
CUCUAACACACACACACACACACACCUCCAAGAAUCAGGAUCCAUCCAGCCUUUUCUUUCUUACAACAUAAUUUAUCUUUAUAAAAAAAUUUGAAUGGCUUUAUGAGUUUUAUGACAGCCUUUGCUUUCAAGGAGCUCUGUGGUUCCCACUCCCCCAUGUGCAUGUCCUCAAUUACUGCGCCACCUCCAACCUCCCUAGCUUAGCUCCUUUCUCAUCUUCUUUCUUCUUUCUUCUUUAUUCUUCUUGUUCUCUCUUUUUCUCUGUUCCUGCUCUUGCGCUUGUAGCUUCUUGAAUGAUUAAGCUUUCCAUGUUCAUCAUCAACCACUUCCAUAUGUGAUAUCAGACAAGUUCUUGAAAUUUUUCUCUCACAUACAUUUUCUGUAUUUGUAUUUAUACUGUAUUAGCUGAAGAAAAAGAAAACAAGAUGAGGAAGAAAACCCAUGUUUGGUUCAAGCUUUUAAUCAUCUUUCUUGCUUUGCUCUUCGUCUCUGUUACCUCCCAAGCAACCCCAGGUGGUAGUGAUGGCGAUGCUUCGGUGAUGUUAGCUCUCAAGAAGAGCUUAAACCCUUCCGAGUCUCUCGGAUGGUCCGACCCGGACCCUUGCAAUUGGAAACAUGUAGGUUGCUCGGAGGACAAAAGGGUAACUCGGAUCCAAAUCGGCCAUCAAGAUCUUGAAGGUACGCUUCCUCUGAAUCUUCAAAACCUUACCGGGCUACAACGCUUAGAGCUUCAGUGGAAUAAGAUUUCUGGUCCUCUUCCUAGCUUAAGUGGGUUGAGUUCGUUGCAAGUUUUGAUGCUUAGUAACAACCAGUUUAGCUCCAUUCCCAGUGAUUUUUUCGCUGGGAUGACUUCGCUUCAGUCUCUAGAGAUUGAUAAUAACCCUUUUGAGGCUUGGCAAAUCCCCGAGACUCUAAGCAAUGCUUCGGUGCUUCAGAAUUUCUCGGCUAAUUCGGCCAACAUUACUGGGAAAAUACCUGAUUUUUUCGGUGCUGAUGUGUUUCCAAGUCUGAGCAUCUUGCAUUUGGCUUUCAACAACCUUGAGGGUGAGUUUCCCAAGAGCUUUUCAGGGUCUCAGAUUCAGUCACUUUGGGUAAAUGGACAAGGAGGUGAUAACAAGCUUGGGGGAACCAUUGACGUCAUUCAGAAUAUGACUCUUUUGAAAGAGGUUUGGUUGCAUUCAAAUGGGUUUUCAGGGCCAUUACCAGAUUUUUCUGGUUUGGUAGAUUUGGAAAGCUUGAGUUUGAGGGAUAAUAUGUUUACUGGUCCAGUUCCAGUGUCAUUGACGAACCUUAAAUCAUUGAAAGUUGUGAACUUGACUAAUAAUCUGCUUCAAGGACCAGUUCCUGCGUUUGGGAGUGGGGUUUCUGUAGACUUGUCCAAGGAUUCCAAUAGCUUUUGUUUGCCAACUCCAGGACAUUGUGAUCCUAGAGUAAAUACUUUGCUUUUGAUUGUGAAAUCGAUGGGUUACCCUCAAAGGUUUGCAGAGAAUUGGAAGGGGAAUGAUCCUUGUGCUGAUUGGAUUGGGAUUACUUGCAAUGAAGGCAACAUUACUGUUGUCAAUUUUCAGAAGAUGGGUCUCACCGGGACCAUUUCGCCGGAGUUUGCUUCCCUCAAGUCUCUGCAGAGACUAGUUCUUGCCGAUAACAAUCUCACUGGGGUCAUUCCUAAGGAGCUUUCAACUCUCCCUGCUCUUGCACUACUAGAUGUAUCAAACAAUCAUAUUUUUGGGAAAGUACCUUCUUUUAGGAGUAAUGUGAUUGUGAAUACAAAGGGUAACCUUGACAUAGGGAAGGAGACAAGCAGCUUUCCAUCUAAUGGAGUGCCAUCUCAGAAUUCCCCGACUCCUACAAGUACUACUGGUUCCAAAACUAAUGGUAGUUCUGGACAUCCUGGAAAGAAAUCUUCAGCUUUAAUAGGAGUGAUUGUGUUUUCUGUAAUUGGGGGUCUCUUUGUGAUUGUGUUGAUUGUGUUGUUAAUCUUCUGUGUGUAUAAAACGAAACAGAAGCGCUUAAGCAGGGUGCAGAGCCCGAAUGCAAUGGUGAUUCAUCCUCGCCAUUCCGGUUCUGAUAAUGAGAGUGUGAAGAUUACUGUUGCAGGUUCAAGUGUGAGUGUCGGCGCAAUUAGUGAAACUAAUACACUUCCUAGCAGUGAUGCUGGUCAUGAUAUUCAAAUGGUUGAAGCAGGAAACAUGGUGAUUUCUAUUCAAGUGCUGAAGAAUGUGACAAACAAUUUCAGUGAAGAGAAUAUAUUGGGGCAAGGAGGUUUCGGGACAGUUUAUAAAGGGGAACUGCACGAUGGAACAAAGAUUGCUGUAAAGAGAAUGGAAUCAGGUGUAAUAACUGGGAAGGGGCUAGCAGAAUUUAAGUCUGAGAUUGCAGUUUUGACCAAGGUCCGUCACCGGCAUUUAGUUGCGCUUCUUGGGUAUUGUUUGGAUGGAAAUGAGAGGCUUCUUGUUUAUGAAUACAUGCCUCAAGGCACAUUGAGUAGACAUUUGUUUAACUGGCCAGAGGAAGGACUAAAGCCAUUGGAAUGGAAGAAAAGGCUGACUCUUGCUCUGGAUGUGGCAAGGGGUGUGGAAUAUCUCCAUGGUUUGGCACAUCAGAGUUUUAUUCACAGGGACUUGAAGCCUUCAAACAUUCUUCUUGGAGAUGAUAUGAGGGCUAAGGUUGCAGAUUUUGGCCUUGUUCGCCUUGCUCCGGAGGGUAAAGGUUCAAUUGAGACUAGAAUUGCUGGAACUUUUGGAUACUUGGCGCCAGAGUAUGCAGUUACUGGCCGUGUGACUACCAAAGUUGAUGUAUACAGUUUCGGGGUCAUUUUGAUGGAGCUAAUCACGGGAAGAAAGGCUCUUGAUGAGAGCCAGCCUGAGGAAAGCAUGCACCUUGUAACAUGGUUCAAGAGAAUGUACAUUAACAAGGACACAUUCCGAAAGGCCAUUGAUCCCACAAUCGACCUCAACGAGGAAACACUCGCAAGUAUUAGCACAGUCGCCGAGUUGGCAGGUCAUUGCUGUGCAAGGGAACCAUAUCAAAGACCCGACAUGGGACAUGCUGUCAAUGUUCUAUCUUCUCUAGUGGAGCUCUGGAAACCAAGUGACCAGAAUUCAGAUGACAUAUAUGGCAUUGAUCUGGAAAUGUCCUUGCCUCAAGCACUUAAGAAGUGGCAAGCUUAUGAAGGUAGAAGCAAUAUGGAAUCGUCUUCGUCAUCACUCCUUCCAAGCUUAGACAAUACUCAAACCAGCAUUCCAACACGCCCGUUUGGAUUCGCAGACUCUUUCAGUUCAGCAGAUGGGAGAUGAUGAUGAAGAAGUAGUUGUAAAUGAUGUUUAGUGGUGGUUUGGUAUGUUCAUUCUAUUUAAUUGCUUCUCUUUUUUUUUUUUUUUUUAAUUUCUUUUUCUCUCUCUCUUUCUAUUUUGGUGUACAAUUUCUCAAACACUUUCUAUUUUGGUGUACAAUUUCUCCAACUUAUCCAUGUUUUGUCCUUCUCAACCAAUACUCUUGUUGGCACUUUUGUUGUAAUGUAGUUGGGAUACUUUUUCACUUGUUUAUGAGGUUUUCUCAAAUGAAUUGAGAACAGGAUUCUCAAGAAAUUAAGCCCUUU